Messenger RNA from Fulvia fulva, 1383 nucleotides. RefSeq lists its product as uncharacterized. The transcript has 4 exons. NCBI's taxonomy places the organism in Eukaryota, Fungi, Ascomycota, Dothideomycetes, Mycosphaerellales, Mycosphaerellaceae. The coding region runs from base 1 to 1383 and encodes 460 amino acids. The record is from RefSeq and is a predicted model, not a curated record.
AUGGCUGAUAAGCCAGUCCCAAGUAUUGAGGCUCCUCCAAGAGAGGUCGCUGUGGGCAGCACCUGGGUUCACUGUUACAACAAGAAAGUCUGGCCAGUCGAGUUCCACGUCCCGGCCAUCUUGCUUGGCAGGCACAAAUACGUUUGGGUCACGAAUGAGACGUUGCAGGAGUACGAUCCCAAUUACGACUAUGCAGCCGAAUGCGAGGUGUUUGAGCAGCCUGAUGUGCAGAAGCACGACAGCGAAGAGAUCAGGGACGAGAAGCUGCGCCGCAUGGCAUUCAAGGUUGAAGCGCCAGACUUGAACGAUCACAGCUACUGGCAUAACUAUAUUCUCAGCGAGUCGGAGGUGCGCAGACUACAGAGGAAGAGGAAUCGCCAAUACUCCGAGGACUCUGACGAUGCUGAGAUCGCCAGUGCAAAGCGCCGGUCUCAAUCGAGCUCGACCUCGCCGGAGUACGGCGGCGAGUGGUACGGCCGAACGACAAGGAGCAGCAAUGCUCGAUCGACGCAACUGCCGACUCCAAAGACGACUCCAAAGACGACUCCAAACGGCAAGCAAGUCUCCACUGAAAUUAUUGAGAUUUCCGAUCAGGAGGAGUCCGACGAAGAGGACUCCAUCAUCGUUGUAAGGCCCAGUACAAAGCUCGACCAUUCUACCAAGGGCUCGGUUGAAGGCCACAGCAAGAUCGUUCGAGCAAGACCAUCUUCCAAGGGCAUGUCUCCACCGCAGAUGACAGAUAAAGAGUGCAGAAUCCUCAUCGGCGAUAACGGGCAAAGCGUAAUCGCACGCAGAGCUCGCUGUGCCGAGUCUGGAUACCUAAAGCCACUCGAGCAGUACGACGACAAGCGCCGCGAGCACACCAUCGACCUCAACGAAAGCAAGAGAGCUGUCCAACUCAAACUGACCAACGCCGACCUAACCGGGAUCUGGGACUACCUCUGGAGGGGCGAUCUCGGCCUGAAGUUCCUGAAAGACCCUGACGACUACCAACCCUUCGGCAAACUAUCUGAUGCUAGAAAAGAAGAAGCCGCAAUACAACUAGCCUUCGCUUUCGUGACAGCAACCAAGCUCCAACUCGUGGGUCUUCAGGAUCUGGUGGAGAAGAAGCUGAAUGCUCUCUAUCCGCUGCCUCCGAUUGCUCUGCUGGCUGUUGCGCUUAUACUCACUCGGGCGCCGCCAAUGGAUGAUCAUAGUGAUGCAGAGGAGAAGGUGGUCAAUUGGCUCGUGGGAUCUGUUGCUAGUCAGUUCUGGAAUCUGGCGAAGAAUCAUGCGGGUGCUUUGCAGAGGCUCUUGCAUGAUAACGAUGACUUACGGGAGGCUGUGUUUCAUAAGAUGCAGAUCAAUGCGGAUGAGGGUCUGGAGGGGUGUGAUGAGCUCUGA